AAUAUGAAUUCUAAAGACAAGAUGACAGCUCAAGAGAUGCAUAUAGAACUUAAAGAGUUUACACAAUCUGGAGAAAUUGAUAAUAAUAACAUCUCUCAAGUAUCUACAAUUCAUAACUGA
This is a messenger RNA of Cetraspora pellucida, 120 nucleotides long. NCBI's taxonomy places the organism in Eukaryota, Fungi, Glomeromycota, Glomeromycetes, Diversisporales, Gigasporaceae. The record is from the annotation of a GenBank genome assembly.